This is a messenger RNA of Erigeron canadensis, 812 nucleotides long. RefSeq names its product homeobox-leucine zipper protein ATHB-12-like. The record is from RefSeq and is a predicted model, not a curated record. Gene Ontology annotation, biological process: positive regulation of DNA-templated transcription. The coding region runs from base 43 to 699 and encodes 218 amino acids. Gene Ontology annotation, cellular component: nucleus. The transcript is spliced from 2 exons. Gene Ontology annotation, molecular function: DNA-binding transcription factor activity, RNA polymerase II-specific; sequence-specific DNA binding. NCBI's taxonomy places the organism in Eukaryota, Viridiplantae, Streptophyta, Magnoliopsida, Asterales, Asteraceae.
CAUUCCUCCAAUUAAUUACUGCAAACUUGAGAUAAGAAAACCAUGUUAGACAUGGGAUCAGACCCAGAUUCAUCAUCUGAUCACUGUUUCACCACCUUUUUCAAUGAUUCCUUAUCCAACAAUAACAACAAUAAAAUACAAAGGAGGUUCACUAAUCAACAGAUCAAAUCACUCGAGACCAUCUUUCAAUCCGAAUCCAAACUCGAACCUCGUAAGAAGUUGCAACUAGCUAAAGAUCUUGGAUUGCAACCAAGGCAGGUUGCAAUUUGGUUCCAAAAUAAAAGAGCUCGUUGGAAAUCAAAGCAACUAGAAAGAGAUUACAACAUAUUAAGAGCUAGUUAUGAUUCAUUAUCUUCUAGUUUCGACCUCCUCAAUAGAGAAAAUCAAUCAUUAACCCUCCAGUUGAAGAAGCUGCGUGAAGUGAUUGAAAAGAAAGCAAAAAGCAGUGGCACUGGAGAAAAUUCGAAUAAUUCAAUGGAAGAAAAAACAAGUUUGUCACUGGAGAAAGGAUUAUUGGGCAUUGCAUCGGAUGCUGACAGCAGCAUGAAACCGGAAUACGCAGAACAUAAUGAUGAUAAUGAUAAUAACCAGCUGCUUGUUGUGCAAAAAGGAAGUGAAGAUAAUUUGGAUGAUUUAGAGGCUGCAGAUCAACUGUUAGACGAUAAUACAAGUAGCCAGUGGUGGGACUUUUGGUCUUAAUAUGGAAAAAAUGGAGGGCUUCAAUUCCUUUCUUCUGUAUAUGGUUUAUGUACAAUAAUAAGGCUGGAUCAAUUGAUUAUAAUCUACUAUCAAGAGUAUUAUUAUUAGUUUAA